CAAAUGCAUCACACAAAUCAUAAAUUCUAAACACACGUCACUCAUGUCAACAAUUUCGAAUACUACGAGUAACAACAUUCACCACUGCUGACAGUAAUUAUUUUAAUUUUUCGGACACCGAUAGAAAAAUGGAUUAUAGCAGCACAAAACGUUUGAAGAUCACACCGAUCGCCAAAGCCAAUUUUUAUGCUGACAUGUACAAAAGGCUUGAGAAAAGUACUAUACCAUUGCCUGAAGUCGAUUUGGACACAGACAUAACCUUCUUUGGUAACGAGCCAGCAAGUGGUGUCAAAUUGGGCUACGAUCAAUUCUUUUCUUUUACCAAAGUACUGCCGCUCUAUGAUAAGCGAAAAGAACGCGAAAAUCGCGGAUUCAUACCAGACACGUGGCUGAACAUUCAUCAACAGGAACAACCGCCAAAACCAGUACCUGCCACUUCGUCACAGUGGUAUGGACGUCGGCCAUCCUACGACUUUGACAGGAAAGCUUAUGGGAGGAAGAAUCAAACCGCAAGCUUUUAUUCAACCCGUGGUGCAUUGCAAACCAGCGGAGAUGUGAAAUACACCGAAGAAAUUUCAGAUAUGAGGCUUUAACAUUAAAACAACAGCAAAUAAAACACAAAAAGAAGGGAAACAGAGCAAAUAAAUUCCCGAAAUGUUUCUAGUGUGAAAUUAAACGUUGAAACGUGAUAAUGCACCAUUCUUGGCCAAAAUUUACAUUUUAUAAUGAA
This is a messenger RNA of Dalotia coriaria, 730 nucleotides long. RefSeq lists its product as uncharacterized. Lineage: Eukaryota; Metazoa; Arthropoda; Insecta; Coleoptera; Staphylinidae. Bases 129 to 593 code for a protein of 154 amino acids. The record is from RefSeq and is a predicted model, not a curated record. The transcript has 3 exons.